AUGGCGAAACGAGCCCCAAACUUCACUGCUAGUGAGCUUUCACUACUACUUGAUCUUGUAGAUAAGUACAAGAGUGUAAUAGAAAACAAGAAAACGGAUGGCAAGACAGUGCAGCAGAAAAGUGUAGCAUGGGUCAAACUUGCCACAGAGUUCAAUGCACAGUCAGCGGUGCACACUAGAGAUGCUGAUCAAUUACGACGGUGUUUCGAGAAUCAGAAGAAAAAGUCCAGGAAGGAAAUCGCAAGGCACCGGUAUGCUGUGUUUGCUACUGGAGGUGGGCCACCGCCAUCCCAGCUGUCCAGUACAGCGAUUCAGGUAGCAUCUAUUGUGCCUGGCAACCUGCAGCCCCUACAGAAUACGUAUGACUCCGAUGCGUCUAGGAUAUUAGAUGCCAUUUCUAGUGGCAGCAGUGAGACCGGCAUCCCUGCGACAGAUGUGCCCAACACGACUUGUUUGAGCAGUGAAGUCCCUGCAUCAUCGCGCAGGAGGCCACUCCCACCGCGACGGCCAUCUAUGCAACCAGCGCAGAAGUCAGCGUUGUGGUACAAGAAGCUCGCACAAUCAAAGAUACUACUGAAUCAGAAAAAAUUGGAAGUUGCAAAGGUCAAGGAACAAAUUGCUAAGGAGAAGUUGGCACAUUUGCAAAUGGAUGCCCAUUACAAGGCCAUGCUUCUCGAGUCAGCCCAACUUGACGUGGAACUGAAGCGAAGGCAGCUGGCAAACAUGGACAGCCACUUUCACAAUAUGUAA
Molecule: messenger RNA, 750 nt
Organism: Ornithodoros turicata
Lineage: Eukaryota; Metazoa; Arthropoda; Arachnida; Ixodida; Argasidae
Product: myb/SANT-like DNA-binding domain-containing protein 3
Exons: 3
Coding region: 1-750 (249 amino acids)
Source: RefSeq, a predicted model, not a curated record